AUGCGCAGUUUGCGACAGCUUGCGAGGUUGCACCGGAAAAGUAAGGCCACCGAAAGCAUCGAUGAAUUCUGGUCGCAUUCCUGGCAGAAGAGGCCCUACCAGAAGAUUUUGUGCUUGCUUUUCCUGAAGAAUAGUAUUGCAGCCAGUUUCGUUGGAACAAUUGCUGCGUCAAUCGUGUUCAUCCUCAUGCAGCAUGGCUUCCUGCUCCUUCGCCUCAGCGAUGAUACCACCAGCGGGGGCGAACCCUAUGGCAGUGCGUUCCUUUGCACCGUCACCGGCACCUUCUUCGCAGUGCUGACGCUGUUCGCCUGGCGCUCCAGAACCAAAGUAUUUUUGGAUGUAUGUUGCAUAGAUCAGGUGAAUAACAAAAACAAACAGGAGGGAAUCUUAAGCUUGGGCGGCAUUCUGAGCAGCUGCAAAACUUUGCUGAUCCUCUGGGACGAAACUUACAUUGAGAGACUGUGGUGUGUGUUUGAAAUUGCGGCCUUUGCCCACCGCAGUGGAAAUCCAUGCACGGCCAUCAAGCCAACCCUCUUGGGCAAGGCUGCCUUAACUGUCUAUGCUGCGACCCCAGCAAUGGGAUUGCUGUGGCUUGAAACGAUGCAUAUGAGGAAGUACGGAGAGAUCAGCUUGUAUGUGAUGCUUGGUGCCUUCGUUGUGUACUUCUAUGCGGGCGUUGCUUCCUUCCGAUCAUACCACUAUUCGAUCGAAACCUUGCGUAAACAGCUGCAAAAUUUUCGACUGGCAGACACAAAAUGUAAUUGCUGUACCCUGGGCCAUGUUGCUCCUGACGGCAGGGAGUUGCCUUGUGAUCGUCAGGUUGUGGAGAGGUGCAUUUGCAAUUGGUUUGGCAGCGUGGACGAGUUCGAGGUCUUCAUUGUGCCCUUGCUUCGUAAUACGUUCGAGAAUCAACUUGGGCACAAUACGUUCCCUUACAUCUACUUCAUGGUGGUCUUCUGUCCAGUGUUCUGGACGGGCAUGGAUUUGACUGCUGGCCAUCGCUGGGGCUCUUGGUGGAUGUUUCAAUGCACAGGGUUUUGGUUGGGUGUCAUGCCUGCAACGGCGAAAAUUGGCCUCUACCUGUGCAGCUACUUCUGUAGGCCAAGAAAAUACAAAGUGUGUGACUUGGUUCUGAAUCUGGCCAUUGUCCUCGUGAUGAAUGGGUGCUUCGUGGCAUCCCUCUUUGCGGCAAGCCUCUUGAACCCCAGAGGCCCUCGUUGGGUGGAUGAGUACACGAAGGACAUGACUCUCCGAGCCUUCCUGCCCUUCGGCUACAUGCACAUACACUAUAUUGUUUUCAGUCUCACAAACAGUGAGUCAUAG
This is a messenger RNA of Symbiodinium pilosum, 1323 nucleotides long. NCBI's taxonomy places the organism in Eukaryota, Dinophyceae, Suessiales, Symbiodiniaceae. The record is from the annotation of a GenBank genome assembly.